Messenger RNA from Oxyura jamaicensis (ruddy duck), 4599 nucleotides. RefSeq names its product WD repeat domain 35 (gene WDR35). Gene Ontology annotation, molecular function: protein binding. The coding region runs from base 134 to 3643 and encodes 1169 amino acids. NCBI's taxonomy places the organism in Eukaryota, Metazoa, Chordata, Aves, Anseriformes, Anatidae. The transcript has 27 exons. Gene Ontology annotation, biological process: intraciliary retrograde transport; protein localization to cilium; non-motile cilium assembly. Gene Ontology annotation, cellular component: non-motile cilium; intraciliary transport particle A. The record is from RefSeq and is a predicted model, not a curated record.
CCAUAUCUCUCGUGGCGCGCUUCCGCCGGCGGUUGCCAGGGCGACGGCGGCGCUCCGUGCGGGGAGGCCCCGGGCCCGCCGCCGGUCGGAGCGGGGCGCUCAGAGCCCCUCGCCCGCCGCUUCCCCCCUCACGAUGUUCAUCUACCUGUGCAAGAAGAUUGCAAUUCCUGGUAAUGUUCAGUUAAGAUGUAUUUCCUGGAAUAAGGAUGAAGGUUUCAUAGCCUGCGGUGGAGAGGAUGGAUUACUGAAAGUUUUAAAGUUAGAAACUCAGACAGAUGAAGCAAAAAUAAAGGGACUUGCAGCUCCUAGUAAUCUUUCUAUGAAUCAAACUCUUGAAGGUCAUAGUGGUUCUGUGCAAGUGGUGACAUGGAAUGAACAGUAUCACAAACUAACAACCAGUGAUCAAAAUGGGCUCAUCAUCGUGUGGAUGAUGUAUAAAGGUGCUUGGUAUGAAGAGAUGAUUAACAAUAGAAAUAAAUCUGUAGUUCGAAGUAUGAGCUGGAAUGCUGACGGACAGAAGAUUUGUAUUGUGUAUGAAGAUGGAGCUGUGAUUGUUGGAUCUGUGGAUGGCAAUCGCAUCUGGGGGAAAGACUUGAAAGGUACACACCUGUGCCAUGUGACCUGGUCCUCCGAUAGCAAAAUUUUACUCUUUGGAAUGUCAAAUGGAGAAAUUCACAUUUAUGACAGUCAGGGAAACUUUAUUGUGAAAAUGAAGCUGAGUUGUUUGGCAAACUUAACUGGAGCAUUCCAUAUUGCUGGGAUCCAUUGGUACCAUGGUACAGAAGGCUAUGUUGAACCAGAUUGUCCUUGUCUUGCUGUCUGCUUUGAUAAUGGAAGAUGCCAGAUAAUGAGAGAUGAGAAUGACCAGAAUCCUAUCUUGAUCGACACUGGUAUGAAUGUAGUGUGUAUUCAGUGGAACCACUGUGGAAGUGUGUUGGCAGUGGCUGGCUCCCUAAAAGCAACUUCUCAAGAUAAAGAUGUAAAUAUUGUGCAGUUCUACACUCCAUUUGGUGAGCAUUUGCGCACACUGAAAGUUCCUGGCAAGCAGAUGUCAGCCUUGUCUUGGGAGGGAAGUGGACUGAAAAUUGCACUAGCUGUUGAUUCGUACAUAUAUUUUGCAAACAUUCGGCCGGAUUACAAGUGGGGUUACUGCUCCAAUACGGUGGUUUAUGCAUACACCCGACCUGAUCGUCCGGAGUACUGUGUAGUUUUCUGGGAUACAAAAAACAAUGAGAAAUACGUGAAAUAUGUCAAGAGCCUGAUUUCCAUAACGACUUAUGGAGACUUCUGUGUUUUAGCAACUAAAGCGGAUGAAGAUCAACCUCAGUAUGUGCUGGUUCUCUGCAAUUCUAUUGGUACUCCCUUGGACCCAAAAUAUAUUGAUAUUGGGCCGUUGUUUGUCACAAUGACCAAAACACAUGUGAUAGCAGCUUCAAAAGAAGCGUUCUAUGUCUGGCAAUAUCGUGUGGCCAAGAAGCUCACAGCAAUGGAAAUUAAUCAGGUAGCACGGACCAGAAAAGAAGGCAGGGAAAGGAUUUAUCAUAUUGAUGACACACCUUCAGGAUCUGCAGAUAGACAACUUGAUUACAGCAAAGCUGUUGAAGGAACAAGAGAUCCAAUUUGUGCAAUAACAGCAUCUGAUAAGAUACUACUUGUGGGCAGAGAAUCUGGCACUAUUCAGAGGUACAGUCUUCCUGCUGUUGGCAUAGUUCAGAAGUAUACCCUGAACUGCCGGCCGUAUCAGCUGUCUUUGAACUGCAACUCCAGUCGUGUUGCUAUCAUCGACCUUUCAGGUGUUUUGACUUUCUUUGACUUGGAUGCACGGGUAAUAGACAGUACAGGACAGCAAGUGAUAGGUGAACAACUGAAACUGGAACGCAAAGAUGUCUGGGAUAUGAAAUGGGCCAAAGAUAAUCCAGAUUUGUUUGCAAUGAUGGAGAAAACAAGAAUGUAUGUCUUCAGAAACUUGGAUCCAGAGGAACCUAUACAAACUUCUGGAUAUAUUUGCAACUUUGAAGAUUUAGAAAUCAAAUCUGUUCUUCUGGACGAAAUACUAAAGAAUCCUGAACGUCCUAACAAAGAUUACAUCAUCAAUUUUGAGAUUCGGUCAUUACGAGACAGUCGAGCACUGAUUGAAGAAGUUGGGAUUGAGGAAUCUUCCCAAUUCAUUGAAGAUAAUCCACAUCCCAGGCUUUGGCGUCUUCUGGCUGAAGCUGCUCUUCAGAAGCUAGAUCUGCAGACUGCAGAACAAGCUUUUGUGCGCUGCAAAGAUUAUCAAGGUAUUAAAUUUGUAAAGCGUCUAGGCAACCUGCAGAGCGAGUCAAUGAAGCAAGCAGAAGUGGCAGCCUAUUUUAGCAGAUUUGAAGAAGCUGAAAGAAUGUAUUUGAAUAUGGACAGAAGAGAUCUUGCCAUUGGACUACGGAUAAAACUAGGAGACUGGUUUCGAGUAUUGCAGCUAUUGAAAACUGGCUCAGGUGAUUCAGAUGAUGCCCUUCUUGAACAAGCACACAAUGCUAUCGGAGAUUAUUUUGCAGACCGUCAGAAAUGGUUAAAUGCCGUGCAGUAUUAUGUACAAGGACGAAACCAGGAACGUUUAGCUGAGUGUUACUACAUGCUGGAGGACUACCAGGGACUAGAGAAUCUUGCUAACUCGCUUCCGGAGAAUAAUAAAUUACUCCCUGAUAUAGCUUAUAUGUUUGUAAGAGUGGGAAUGUGUGAACAAGCGGUUUCAGCCUUUCUGAAAUGUAAUCGACCAAAGGAUGCAGUGGAUACCUGUGUACAUCUCAACCAGUGGAAUAAAGCUGUGGAGCUGGCUAAAAAUCACAAUAUGAAAGAGAUCGGAUCCUUGUUAGCCCGAUAUGCAAGUCAUUUACUGGAAAAGAAUAAAAUCCUUGAUGCUAUAGAACUCUAUCGGAAAGCCAAUUAUUUCUUUGAAGCUGCUAAUCUCAUGUUCAAGAUUGCGGAUGAAGAGGCAAAGAAAAGAACAAAGCCUUUGCGAGUUAAAAAGCUUUAUGUAUUAUCAGCUUUACUUAUAGAACAAAGCCACGAACAAAUGCAAAAUAAACAAAGGGGAAAAGUUAAAGGAAAAAACUCAGAGACUGCUUCAGCUUUGGCUGGUUUGCUAGAAGAUGAUGUUCUUUCUUCAACUAAUCGCUUUGCAGACAAUGCUUGGCGAGGAGCUGAGGCUUACCACUUUUUCAUACUUGCACAAAGACAGCUUUACAAAGGUUCUAUAGAUGCAGCACUUAAAACAGCUCUUCAUUUGCGAGAUUAUGAAGACAUUAUCCCUGCAGUUGAAAUCUAUUCUCUUUUGGCUCUGUGUGCAUGUGCAAAUAGAGCUUUUGAUACGUGUUCAAAAGCCUUUGUUAAACUAGAAUCCUUGGAAACUCUUAGCCCAGACCAGAGGCAACAAUAUGAAGAUCUUGCUCUAGAGAUAUUCACGAGACAUUGUCCUAAGAAUAACAAAAAAUCUGAUCUGGAUGAUGUUCUUGAGAGUGGAGAUGGGAAACUUCCUAUAUGUGUUGCAACAGGAGACCCUAUCCUGGAGUAUCGAUUCUGGAUGUGCAGUGUGUGUAAGCACUGUAUGAAAGCCAAAGAAAGAAGCAAUUAUAACUUCUGCCCUCUGUGCCACAGUUCAGCAUAGCAGAGGAGAGAGGUCUCUGUAUCCUUGUAUCUGUUACGUCUCAAACAUACUGUCUAAAAUGUUAUUCACAUAGGAUGUUUUAUACUGUAUUGUCACAGAUAACUAUCACAAAUGUUUUAAAAAAAAAAAAAACUAAUGGUUCCAUUUAUGUGAAGAAAUACGUUAACUUUUUUUUACAAAGGUUUAAGCCAACAGCAUUCUUUUUGAAUCGUAAAUUGAACCUAAUUUCUAAACUAUGCAAACUGAAUGUAGGUUUGUUUUAACACACUUACCACACUUUCAUUUUUAUAAUUACGUAGGAAAUAAUUGGCUUUUCUUAAAAUUCACAAAUCACAACUGUUUUACUAGAGUGACACUACUAGCUUAGUUAUAUGCCUGUGCUAUGUUCUUUUGCCAAGUGAAAUUAAAUCCACAACUGUAAUAAAGGACUUGCUAACGUUUAGAAAUCAGUGCUUUCAGUUUGCAUUUGCGUUCAUGAGCUUUUUCUAGUGCUGUGUUUAAUCAGUGCAGGAAACUGAUGUGAACCUUGAAAUUGCAAUCUGGUAAUGAGCUGCGUUGUACCUGCAGUCAGCUUGAAGGGAGCAGCUGACAUCUGUUAAACCUUCAUCUCUAAGGAAGAUAUCAGUUCAGCUCUUGAAAUCUGUUCAAGGAACAUAGCUUUACUUAGAGCUGAGCUGUUCUAUUUUAUUGCUAGCUUUGAGCCACACUGUUUGUAGUGUUGUAUGGAAAUGUUGCAGGCCCUUUCUCCACUUUAUGAGCUUUCUCCACAAGUCAGCACUUGGCAGGUUGCAAGCAUUAAAAUUCACCUCAAGUCACUGUGUUUUUGAUAAAGGGGGAUGAGGACUCACGAGAAGACCACUGGAGAAAAAUGUAUUUCAGUUAACAUUAGGCUGUGUAAGAAUAAAUCCCAUUUUGUAUUUAGAAUAUGCUUUAUUAAAUAUUUUUCUCUCCUGGCA